Oryza sativa Japonica Group (Japanese rice) is the source of this 1974-nucleotide messenger RNA. The record is from RefSeq and is a predicted model, not a curated record. Lineage: Eukaryota; Viridiplantae; Streptophyta; Magnoliopsida; Poales; Poaceae.
CAAUCGAAUCGAAACGAAGAGAAAGAGAGAGAGGAAAGCGAAGCGAAGCACAGCAGCGCGAAGAAAGGUCAAGGCAUCGUGGAGAAGAAGGAGAGGAAGAGGAAGAGGGGAUAAAAGUUUUGCUUGGAUUGGUUCUUGUUCUUGAGGCGUUUUUUCGCGUGGGAUGGAGAGGGAUUUUCUUGGCGCGAUUUGGAGGAAGGAGGAGGCGGCCGGCAAGCCGGAGGAGCAUUCAGUUUCUCGUGAUGCAGAUUAUCGAGGAGGAGGAGGAGGCGCGUCGGCGGCGAUGCAGUGGCAGUUUCCGGCGACCAAGGUCGGCGCCGCGUCGUCGGCGUUCAUGUCCUUCAGGUCGUCGGCGGCGGCGGCGAGGGAGGAGGACCCCAAGGAGGCGGCGGUGUUCGACCGCUUCUCCCUCUCCGGGUUCCGCCCGCCGCCGCGCCCGUCCCCCGGUGACGCCUUCGACGGCGCUGCCGCCAUGAAGCAGCGGCAGUUUGGAUUCAACGGCCGGCAGCAGUACGCCGCCGCGGCGCAGCACGGCCACCGGGAGCAGGGCGUGGACUCCUACGGCGUCGCGGCGCCGCACCAUUUCCCGUCGCCGUCGCCGUCGCCGCGCCACCCCGUGCCGUUCGGCCACGCGAACCCCAUGCUCCGGGUUCAUAGCCUCCCCAACGUCGCCGGCGGGAGCCCCUACAGGAACCAAUCCUUCUCCGUCGGCAACUCGGUGGCCGGCUCCACCGUCGGCGUCUACGGCGGCCCAAGGGACCUUCAAAAUCCGAAGGUGACACAGAUGACCAUAUUCUACGAUGGAUUGGUGAAUGUGUUCGACAACAUUCCGGUGGAGAAGGCUCAAGAACUUAUGCUUUUGGCAAGCAGGGCAUCCAUUCCGAGUCCACCGAGUGCAGCUCGUAAAUCAGAUUCGCCUAUUUCCGCUGCUGCGAAACUUACAGUGCCCGAGGCUUUGCCUGCAAGGCAGAUUGUAGUUCAGAAACCAGAGGCUUCUGUGCCUCUUGUAUCAGGGGUUUCGAAUCCGAUCACCAUCGUGUCGCAAGCUGUGACUCUCCCCAAGAGCUUUUCUAGCUCCAACGACUCUGCGGGGCCGAAAUCUGGAGGCCUACCGUUGGCUGUUACUCCUUUGAGCCAGGCAUCCCCGUCCCAGCCGAUUCCAGUAGCAACCACAAAUGCUUCGGCUAUCAUGCCAAGAGCUGUGCCUCAAGCUCGAAAAGCAUCUCUCGCCCGAUUCUUGGAGAAGCGAAAGGAAAGAGUGUCAAGUGUUGCGCCAUACCCAUCCUCAAAGAGUCCACUAGAGAGCAGUGACACCAUUGGCAGUCCCAGCACACCGAGCAAAUCAUCGUGCACGGACAUCACCCCUUCGACCAACAACUGCGAGGACUCACUGUGCUUAGGUCAGCCAAGGAACAUCAGCUUCAGCAGCCAGGAGCCCCCCAGCACAAAGUUACAGAUAUGAGACCUGGUGAUCAUUGUAUACCGAAGAUUCAGCUCAGCGAGAGUCGGCUGACCUUGAUGCCAGAUCGGACGCCUUCUUUCGCAUCCGUGUUAGGGUAUGAUGAGACAUAGGAAGAGAUCACUAGAUGCUGUUUCUAUCCUGGCUGCAAAAUCUUUCUUUGGCUAGAGCUGUUUAUAAGUGCUGAUCUAGCCACAGCCGCCGCCACUUAGUAGUACGAGAGCUGUGACAUUGCAGGUAAUUUCAGGCUGUUCUUGAUUAUUUUUGCCCUGAGCCAUAGCGGCAUUGGACUUGAGAGGAAAAGAAAUGCUGCUGAGUUGUAUAGGAUUACAGAUUCGGCGUAUGUAAUUUUGCUGUUUUUUGGUUCUAGCCUUAAACAUACAAAGCUAGCUUCAGAAUUCAAACAGAGUAUCCCUGAUGCCAAUAUGCCAUUGCCAUGGCCAUUUUUAUAUGUUCGGUACAUUUGUUGUUGCAUACUGUUUUGUGCAUACAGGCGAGAAUGCUUGUCAUUGUAA